Sander lucioperca (pikeperch) is the source of this 2756-nucleotide messenger RNA. Its product is annotated as KIAA0930 ortholog. Lineage: Eukaryota; Metazoa; Chordata; Actinopteri; Perciformes; Percidae. The transcript has 13 exons. The record is from RefSeq and is a predicted model, not a curated record. Bases 472 to 1737 code for a protein of 421 amino acids.
UAAAAGUAAAGUUAACGUUGCCUUCGUUAACGUUCGGGGUAACGUAAUUUACGCUAAGCUAACGUUAGCUAAAACGUUAGCUAAAACUUAACGUAAGUUACAUUAAGCUAACGUUAGCUAAAACUUAACGUUAGUUACGUUAACGUUAGCUAACGUUAGCUAACGUUUACGUUAGCUGUUUAGCCGGGUGCUAAUUUAAACCUCGACUGACUGAUUAUCUGUGAAGGAAGUGUGAGGGGUGUUUCCAGCUGAUCUGCACAACAGAAGGAGCCGAGUCUCCCUCCGCAGCCCGACCUACCUGCUACUUUCUGCGGCCACAACACACCACCAGCACACCGGUACCGGCUGCAGAUGUGCAGGAUCUUCAUCCGGAUUACUUUAAAGGAAAAACCGGGGGUCGGAUCCUCGGUUAGCUGCCGGUGCAGUCGGUAGCUGUUAGCUCCAGACUGUCAUGAUCCCUGCAGCGCGGAGAUGGCGUCCUUCCCCGGUUUGUGCAAGGCUGUCGGGCCAGCGGAGGAGGAGAACGGAGAGCUGGACGGUUCUCUGCAGCAAAUGCUGAAGGCCAUCGCCGACGAGAGGAACCGACUCAACAUCCGACAGGAGGUCAGCGGAAUCGGUUGUUUUAAAGAUGACCGCAUCGUGUUUUGGACCUGGAUGUUCUCCACGUAUUUCAUGGAGAAGUUCGCUCCUCGGCAGGACGACAUGCUGUUCUACGUCCGCAGGAAGCUCGCCUGCGUCAGUGCCGACAACACCGAGGGCAAAAAGGUGGAGGUGGAGGUUUACCGGAGAGACUCCAAGAAGCUGCCGGGCCUCGGCGACCCCGACAUCGACUGGGAGGAGAGCGUCUACCUGAACCUCAUCCUGCAGAAGUUGGACUACGUGGUAACGUGUGCAGUCUGCACACGCUCAGACGCAGGAGACAUCCACAUCCACAAGAAGAAAUGUCAGGAAGUGUUUGCAUCUCCCAGCAAACACGCCAUGGACAGCAAAGGAGAGGAGUCCAAGAUGAGCUACCCCAACAUCUUCUUCAUGAUCGACAACUUCGAGGAGGUGUUCAGUGACAUGACGGUGGGCGAGGGGGAGAUGGUGUGUGUGGAGCUGGUGGCGAGCGACAAGAGCAACACCUUCCAGGGCGUCAUCUUCCAGGGCUCGAUCCGCUACGAGGCGCUGAAGAAGGUCUACGACAACCGGGUGAGCGUUGCUGCUAAGAUGGCCCAGCGGAUGUCUUUCGGCUUCUACAAAUACAAAAACAUGGAAUUUGUGAGGAUGAAGGGUCCGCAGGGCAAAGGUCACGCUGAGAUGGCCGUCAGCAGGGUGCCGACAGGAGACACGUCGCCCUGCGGCACCGAGGAGGACCAGGAGUCCCCCGUGCACGAGAGGGUGACGUCCUUCAGCACACCUCCGACCCCAGAGAGGAACCGUCCGUCCUUCUUCUCUCCGUCUCUGAGACGUAAAGUGCCCCGAAACCGAAACGCAGAAAUGAAGAAGUCUCACUCGGCCAACGACAGCGAGGAAUUCUUCAGGGAGGAAGAAGACGAAGAUCUUCACACCACCUCCAACCUGCGCUCUCGCUCUCUGUCGGGGACCCAGCGCUCAUUGGUCGGCUCCUGGCUCAAACUCAACCGGACCGAAGACUACUUCCUGCUCUACUCCCACCUGACCUACGUCACCCUGCCGCUGCACCGCAUCACCACAGACAUCCUGGAGGUGAGGCAGAAGCCCAUCCUGAUGACAUAGCAGAGCUGGACCCCCUCAGAGCAUCACUACCAAGUGCCUCCUGCAUCAGGCCACAGAGACCACAGCGGUGACCCACGCUGGGGCCACAGCGAACCCCCCUGGUGUCCACACUGAGCCACCAACAACCAAACAUCUGCUUCCCCCCACCCCCCUGAGACAAGUCAGAGGACACAACGACAAACAAACCAACCAGCCAUUCAGGAAGUGCCUCUUCUUCUUCUUUUCAGUUCCUGCUGCGUCCGAGGUCGUCUCUGCGGACACGUGACCUCAGCGUGAAAAGGUAUUGGCUGAACUCUGACCAGGAAGUGAGGAAUGUGUGUUUUCCUGUAAAUAUCCUGCUGCUUUACUCACUGAGACGCCUCGACUAAAGGUUCUGCUUUUAACCACACGGUCUGUUUCUGUUCCACUCGCCGUGGCUUUCCCUUUUUGUUUUUAUAUAUAUCUCUACGACAACUGGAAGCCAGAGGGAUUCUGGGAGUCGGAGUCAUUUAAAGUGUUUUGUAGACGGCUUCGGUCCUAUAACCAGCGGAGUCCAAUCAUCUCUUCAUCUUUAUUACGACACGUUUACAACACAACUAGUUGCUUAAUUAACACUCAUGUUCAUCGAUUAAUUGACAGAUAUUUCUCUCAAUUGGUCUCUGAAAGCUAAAAAAUAUGAAAAAACAACUAAUGUUCAUCCCGACUUUGACUUUGUCGGUUAUUCUGCCAGAAAAAUGUCCCAAAAGUGCUGAAAUAACAGUAAGAAGCACACCUGAGAACCUGUAACCAGCAACUAUUUGGUACUUUUACUUUGUUUAUAUAUUCAGCAGCAUAAUUCAUUUCUUUUUGCUUAAUUAACUAAUUAAUUGUCAAAUAGUGAGUGAGUGAAGGUGACGUUUUGAGUUCACAGCAACAAGUAUGUUGAAUGUGACAAUUAUAACUAUUUAAAUAAAAAUAAAAAAAUUAACUUAUAUUUAAAAAAAAUGAGAAUUUAUUGCCCUAAAAUAAUUCACAAAAAUCUGAAUAAAAUUCUGACUUUA